AUGGCCCACAGGGACCACAGCAUGGAGGCUGCGGGCUUGGUGGGCAUGGAGGGCUCGGAGGAGGGCAGGGUCCACACGGUCCGCAACAACCUCUACAAAACGACGGGCACGGGCCACAGCGGGAGGCGCAUGGCGGGCAGCAAGGCCCGCAGAACCCACAUGGACCACAGCACGGGAAGCAGCACGGCCCGCAUGGACCGCAGCAUGGCCCACAUGGCGGGCAGGGUGGGCUCGGCGGUGGGCAUGAUGGAGGACAAGGUGGGCAAGGCGGGCAGGGUGGAUACGAAGGUGGUGGACAAGGUGGUGGACACGAAGGCGGUGGGCACGGACCGCAACAGGGGUAGCAGGGACCACAAGGACCGCAACACGCCAUUCUUCGAAUUUUCUUUUUAA
Molecule: messenger RNA, 393 nt
Organism: Pieris macdunnoughi
Lineage: Eukaryota; Metazoa; Arthropoda; Insecta; Lepidoptera; Pieridae
Source: the annotation of a GenBank genome assembly